Cyclocybe aegerita is the source of this 921-nucleotide messenger RNA. Lineage: Eukaryota; Fungi; Basidiomycota; Agaricomycetes; Agaricales; Hemipholiotaceae. The record is from the annotation of a GenBank genome assembly.
AUGUUCAGCCUCCCGAAACAACCACACCGCGACGGCGAAUCCACCUCAGAAGAUAAUCCACUGAUACUCCACGACUCCCCCUCCGACUUCAGCGCCCUUUGUUCGGCUUUGAGCGCUCCACCUCUGGUGAUCCUGGCACAGAGUGAUCCUCUGAAAGUCAACAUUCGGGCUCUUAUUGGCAUUUUCCACAUUGCCAACAAGUAUCAAUUUGUCGAAUACGAAAACUGGGCAAGCCAAUUGCUUACAUCACAUAGCUGCGCGAAUGGUGGGACGGCCUUCGAAAAAUGCACCAUAGAAGACCUCAAACGAAUCCUUUGCGUGGCAUCUGCCAUUCGACUGGGUUCAUUAAUAAGCAACAUGAUUUCCAUAUGGCUCAGACGCUUGCGAAGUGAUCCAACGCUCUCUACCAAAGACGCGCUCAACUUCUCAGAGAGCCUCAACCUCCGCAACUUCCAGGGGCAUGUGUAUUAUGCGGAAGUGGCGCGCAUGAAAAUACCACCUCACGCCACCAAAGCAGCCGGCGUUACCUUCCCCGUAAACGGCUUCAACGACGCACAAAACCAAUGCCUCUACCGAGGAUUUUGGCGCUUGACUGCCUUCUGGGAGAGCCUUAAAGUUCCCAUUUUCAAGCCAGAUCCUCCACCAGCCCAUACAGAGUGUAUCCAGCGCUGGCAAUCGAUGUGGAUGCCCGAUCCGAACAACAACGCUCUUCUUGACCCUCUGGGGAGGCUCCAGAGGCUUUCCGGUGUGAACCUUCUGUUUAUAUCCUGUGGUAUCACACAUUGUUUGAAGGAUAGCAAGAGCUGGACAUGUCCGUUUGCUGACUACGCGCCAAAGCUAUCUCAAGAGCUCCAUUCUGGAAUGGCGGAUUAUAUCUUAGGUCCUCCAGCCCCCUCUAGUGCGGAAUCUCUCGUCUCAUAA